AUGAAAGACGUACACGGUAGCUCAAUUGAUGACAAGACGUUUAAUUCUGCUCAUGAUCACCUUGCUCUGAUUAGACUACCGGCUAUUAUUCGUCGAGUCAGAAGUAAAUACAAGGUCGAGACUGAUGUAGAAGUAAAUAAGGCUGGUGUUUCCGAAGAUCCAGACUUGAGUCCUCCGUCCUCGCUUGCCGAGGAAAGUGAUAGUAGUGAGGCAAAGUAA
Messenger RNA from Rhizopus microsporus ATCC 52813, 219 nucleotides. RefSeq lists its product as uncharacterized. The record is from RefSeq and is a predicted model, not a curated record. The transcript is spliced from 2 exons. Lineage: Eukaryota; Fungi; Mucoromycota; Mucoromycetes; Mucorales; Rhizopodaceae. Bases 1 to 219 code for a protein of 72 amino acids.